Paramuricea clavata is the source of this 411-nucleotide messenger RNA. The record is from the annotation of a GenBank genome assembly. NCBI's taxonomy places the organism in Eukaryota, Metazoa, Cnidaria, Anthozoa, Malacalcyonacea, Plexauridae.
AUGACGAACAGCGUUGGUGAGGCGGUCGACUAUCUUGUUAUGCCUGGUGGUGAUUGCUGGCAUGUUGGGGGUUCAAUGACAGAGGACAUGGGGAAGGGUUUUAUCUUGGUCGCAGUGGCAACAGGUCGGGCUUGUGUCAGACCAGCGAUGUUUUACAGCGUUGAUGGGCAGGCAAUUGAGGUGAGCACGAUGGAUAAAUCACCAGUCCUUGAAGCGCAUGUUGAGGCCUGUGUAGUGCCAUUUGGAGCCAUUUCCAAACUUAUCAUUAGAAAGGGAGCGCGGAACUUUGCCCUGGUAACGGAGGUCACGAAGGGAUUUCGCAGAGUUCUCACGUUCAAGGUUAUGGAGGAAGCAGCAAACAUCUUUCGGGGCAACUUCGUCAGCAUAAUCAGAAGCAGAGAUGGAGGGUGA